AUGGCUUACAACUACGGCCCUCCCCCGCCGGCUCCUCCGCCGGCGCCCCCGAGUUCUUCCCCGGCCGGCUAUCCCUCGUACGGUCCUCCGCGUGGCGGUCAUAGUGGUCGGGGUCGCGGCGGCUCUGAUCGCGGCGGUUAUCAUCAACCGCACCACGGGUACAACUAUGGCCACCAGCAGCCCGCCUAUGGCCCUCAGACUCCUGCCCCUUAUGCGGCUCCCGCGGCCCAGUCCGGCUACCCCCAGCCACCGCAACAACAGUCGUGGCACCACGAUCACAGUCAGCAACAGCAUGCCCAGUCGGGCGCGCCACACGCCUUGCCGGCUCAGAACUACCACCCGAACUAUGCCCCACAGAUUUACCAGCCUCAGCAACAACAGCAAGGCUACGCCGGCCAGCCGCCGUAUCAACCUGCCCCUCAGCCGCCUUACGGCCAACCCUAUGCGGCUCCCGCGCCCAGCGGCCCUCCUGCUCAACCGUGGGGUGCUCAUUCCCAGUCGCCCGCUUCUCAUGGGGGAUACAGCGGUGGUGGUCGUGGCGGUCGCGGUGGUUACAAUGACAGGAACGCGCCCAAAGGCCAGUUGAUGGGCCCACCCAUCCGAAUGGGAUUUGACGCCGGACAGGCUCAGGCCGCCCCCGCUCCAGUGAGCGCCCCAUAUCCAUACGCCACUCCUCCCACCCCGCCGGCUGCGUAUCCUUCACCAUACCAAGGUUAUCCGGCACCCUCUCCCUACAUGCCUACUCAUCAGCCUUUCGACGGCCGUUCUGGCCACGGCGCGCGCCAUCAUGGCCGCGGCGGUUUCCAGCACAACAAAUCGCGCGGCCAUUUCGGCGGCGACAAGAACCGCGGGCGCAAUAACAAUAACCAUGGCCGGGACAAGAGCUCCACAACCCAAUCGAGCCCCGCCCCGCAACAGCAGCAGAAGGCUGAUGCUGCGUCUGCUGGUAAGAAGAAGAAGCGCAAGACCAACACGCUUGGCUUGACGCCUGGCGACGAGUCGGAUGAAGAUGAUGAGAAUGAAGAAGAGCGCCUUAAUGAGAUGUAUGGCGCUGACGCCCCGAACCCCCAAACCUCGGCCGAUAUUGCCGCUUGGAUUGCCGAGCGUCGCGCGCGAUUCCCGACGAAAAGCAGGAUCGAAGCGAGGAAGGCCGCCAUCAAGGCCCAGACCAACGAAGCCCAGCAGGCUAAGAGCAGCGCCCUGGAGCAAAAGGCCGAGAAGCUGCGCAAGCAGCUGGAGAAGGUCGAGUCGAGCAUCAAGCGAAAGCGCGAGCAGCAGGAUGAGGGCGACGACAUGAGAGACAUUGACCUGAGUUCUCCCUCGAGCGAGAUCAAGUCGGAAGAAGACGAGAAGCCUGAAGUCAUGUCGACUCGUUCGGCUCUGAGCAACAUUCCCCCGCCGCCGCGAAAGGCGGACCCGACCAAGCAUUGCAAGUAUUACUCUACCGGAGGCACGUGUGGCAAGCGGGGCAAGUGCCGCUUCGUCCACGACCCGGCCGUCCGCGAGGCCGCUUUGAAGGAGCGCGAGAUGAACGGAGGCCGCAUCACCUUGCAGCAACGCAUCACCCUCAAUGACAAGGACCAGGAGGAUCUCGCUAUUGUUGAGACCCUCAAGUACCUCCAGGACAGAGGCGUGCUCCCUAACAAGGCAUCCAACGGCGAGGCUUCGGACGAUCAGCCCGAGGAGACGAACGUGGCCACCGAUGGUGAGCCGACUGACACUCCGGCCAACGGCACGUCUGCCAAUGGCUUGCCCCCCAUUCCCCCGGCCCCCAUUACAUCGGACAACACUGACAAUGACGGCAACUCAACCAAGUACCCUGGCUGGAACCUGAGCGGCUUCGGUAACACGGGUGUCACGCCGAGCGAGUAG
Messenger RNA from Dichotomopilus funicola, 1872 nucleotides. RefSeq lists its product as uncharacterized. The transcript has 2 exons. Gene Ontology annotation, biological process: box C/D snoRNP assembly. Gene Ontology annotation, molecular function: metal ion binding. NCBI's taxonomy places the organism in Eukaryota, Fungi, Ascomycota, Sordariomycetes, Sordariales, Chaetomiaceae. Bases 1 to 1872 code for a protein of 623 amino acids. Gene Ontology annotation, cellular component: nucleus. The record is from RefSeq and is a predicted model, not a curated record.